Spirometra erinaceieuropaei is the source of this 978-nucleotide messenger RNA. The record is from the annotation of a GenBank genome assembly. Lineage: Eukaryota; Metazoa; Platyhelminthes; Cestoda; Diphyllobothriidea; Diphyllobothriidae.
AUGGGUAUUGCUGUUGCACACGUGUUUCAGUGUAUUUUUGAAGCCCUCCUGGACCAUUUUAUUGGUCGCGGUCUCUGGUACGCCUCGGGAUGCCGGCUAACAUUUAAACUGGACAUCCAGUCCGAGCUGAGCUGCAAACUCGUAUCCUACCUGCCUGCUGCAACACAACUCCUGUCCGCAACGCUCCUUGUCUCCUUCACCAUUGACAGAACUGUCACUAUCUUCAGACCCAUUCAUUCUCGAGGGGAUAUUCAUUUACAGUAUGCCCAGUUGGACAUCCUGGCUUGCUUCUUGUUUUCAUUCAUAAGCUUCAUUCCGGCCGCACUGUUCUACAAUAUAGUUGACAAGGGUGAGGGUCAAUGCAGUUGCGCGCUCUCAAACCCUACAAGUCCCGGUGCACGUUAUGUCAUUCUCAUGUCUGUAUUUUGCUCCUACACAGUGCCGACAUUUGUCAUUCUCAUCCUGAAUGUGAUUAUCUGCUACAAAUUGAAGUACAUUGUGCAGGGCAAACAACUGGUGGCCAAGGCAAGUGCGCGACAGAAGAUAGAACGGAGAAGAAUUUUGGGUCACCUGGGUGUUUGCUCCCUUUUUCUCUUUCUCUCCCUGCCGCUCGUCAUCGUCAUGGCCAUAAGACAGCACUCGGAUGCGAUGCAGUAUAGUGUAAGUAAUAGUGCGUACCAUCAGGAAGUUGUUCAACUGACAAAAUUCUUUAAUUCCUUUACUGCAAUCCAGUACUCAUCAGACAUCUGGGUGUAUCUCUUAUUUCUGCCCAACGUACGUUCCGAAGCUAUUCGCCUUCUCUGCGGCUGCAAGUGUUUGACGAAAUUUGAAAUUGUCAGACGAUUCAUCAAAAGGCACGUGAGGACCACUUCAGCUGAGAGACAGUGGAAACUGGCUCGCCGGGAGAAAGGAGUCGGCAAGAAGGCAAAGGACAUAGACGCAUCCGACUCCGCCGGAACUUGUGAUAGUGAUCGUUAG